AUCAAGUCAUUCACCCCCCCUGUGGUAAAUGGAAGAGUCUCUUAACCUUUAACCCGCACCUGUAGACCAAGACCACGUACACAACAGUCGGAUUUUAUUAAACCAUGGACCAAUUGAAGGAGAAGGAGGAGCGACUACGUGAGGCUGCAUGUGUGGGGGAUGAGGACACCCUGUGCAGUCUGCUGGCCAGUGGGGUCGGUGUUAACUCUCAGAACCCUGUCAACGGAUGGAGUCCUCUCCACUGGGCAGUGAAACGCGGCCAUAAGAACCUGGUGUCCCGCCUGCUGGCAGCCGGAGCUGACCCUGCUCUACUGACCAGUCAGGGACAGGUGCCGGCACAGCUGACCGACUCACCAGACAUCAGGAGUUUGUUGGGAGCAUCCCCUGAUGAGUCCCCGCCCAAAGCGGAGCCCCUGCCCAUCACACCAAACUACAUGGCCAACCCUCCCUUCCCGUACGUGAAGCAGGAGCAGGGACCGCGGUCUGCAGUCAACGGCAGUCCAGCCCGGCACAGGGUCGCUCUGGAACAACCACAGUCUCAUGUACCAGGGAGGCAGCAGUACACACCAGCUGUGGAUCAAGAACUUGUACUGAAGGUGAGAGUAGCCAACCCCAUGCAGAUGGAGAAUGACUUUAUUGAGAUUGAGAUGGACCGGUCCAAGCUGACCUUCCGUGACCUGCUGGCCACCUGCUGCCGCGAGCUCCAGGUGCAGCCGGAGAAGGUGCAGAAAGUCCGCAAGCUGCCCAACACCAUGCUCAGGAAGGACAAAGAUGUGACCAGACUGCAUGACUUCCAGGAGAUUGAGCUGGUUCUGAAGACGACAAACAAACCAGCAAACCCGCAGUACGUCAUCAGCCCUUCAACAGACGGACCCGCGUCUUUCGUGUACUAGCAGGGGAACUUUGACUGGCACAAUGGCAGAACGCACUGCACCUGUGCAAAAUCUGUUAUGUAUUAUGCUGAACACUUCAUCAGAACGUCUCAUUGAAAGUCGAAUUUAAGGACGAAUCCUGUCUAACUAAGGUUUCAAAUGUUGUGUCGGCAAAGAUAUUGUCUACAAAAGGGACAGCACAGAUGCAACAUUGACCAAGCAUCAAACUGAACAAUCUGGAUUUUGCCAGGUGCAGUAUGUUUUGCCAAGGUGUUUCUUUGAUCCCAAUGGGGUCUGCAUUGUUGCAUUAUAGUGUCAUUGUAUCUUUGCUGAACUACUAAAACAAGCAAGAAAGGAGCUUGAUGCCAGUUCCUUACAAAUUCAAUUCUAUUACAGUGGCAGAGGGCUGAGUUUUAACACAUUUAUAUUCAUUGUGAAGCGCAUCAGAAAGUUAGGGGUGAGGUGAAAAUUGUAAAUGUUGUGAUUUGGUCUCUGUCAGUAUUAAUGGAUAUUACUAGUAUGCAACUUACUAGCAACUUUGCAGUUUGUACUUAAAUAGCUUAGUGCAUACUAUGUUACAGUAUCCUCAAGGAUCCAGACAGUUUUCAAUGUACAGUAUGUUUUACAAAGUCUUCCUCUGUCUUGUCUGCAUUUUCUUGCUUUAAGUUUUUUUAUCUCAGU
Branchiostoma belcheri (Belcher's lancelet) is the source of this 1553-nucleotide messenger RNA. Its product is annotated as ankyrin repeat domain-containing protein 40-like. NCBI's taxonomy places the organism in Eukaryota, Metazoa, Chordata, Leptocardii, Amphioxiformes, Branchiostomatidae. Gene Ontology annotation, molecular function: protein binding. The transcript is spliced from 6 exons. The record is from RefSeq and is a predicted model, not a curated record. Bases 105 to 893 code for a protein of 262 amino acids.